AUGGCAGACAGUCUCUAUGGCAUUAAACAAGCCUCGAAGACCAAAGCCAAGGAAAUCUCCUCCUCCACUUCUCUCGCUUUCUCUACGAACUUGGCAUCACUGAUCUCCAGCUCGUCCUCUGCCAAACCAAAGGACACAUCUGGCCGAUCGCGUCCAUCUAAAGACAAAUCAGAUAUCUUCACUACGCACAAUAAGAACGUCAAGAAACGUUCCGCCGCCGACCUCGAAGAUGGCCAGCAACGCCACAAGACCCGGGAUGAUAUCGGCUCGGUCGAUGAUGCAGAGUUGCAUCGGUCCAAGAGAAGGAUGCAGGACAAAGUCCGCCUAUACAACGCCAUGAAGCGUGGCGAAUACAUUGGCAAAGAGGACCAUGAUAACCGUGGUCUGGUCGAUUUCGACCGCAAGUGGGCGGAAGAUCAAGCAAAACGUCAGGGAGGUGACACUGACAGCUGCGAGUCAGAUGAUGGUAGUGUAGACGAAGAGGAACUUGUGGAAUAUAUGGAUGAAUUUGGUCGACUCCGAAAAGGAACGAAAGCGCAGGCUGCGCGCGAAGAAAGAAGGAAACGUAUGCAGGCCAACGCUGCUGAAGAAGAAGAACGACUUUCUGCGAGACCAACAAUGCCGAGUAACGUUCUGUAUGGAGACACUAUUCAGCACCAAGCUUUCAACCCUGACCAAGCCAUUGCUGAUCGCAUGGCCGAAAUCGCGAAGAAGAGGGACAAAUCUGCCACUCCUCCUCCGGAGACACAUUACGACGCCAGUGCUGAAAUCAGGACCAAAGGAACUGGCUUCUACACUUUCAGCAAAGACGCAGAAGAGAGGAAACAAGAAAUGGACGCUCUUGAGAAGGAAAGACUUGAGACGGAGAGAGUGCGCAAAGAACGGGACGAAAAGAAGGAGGAAAGGAAGAAAGAAAUUGAGGAACGACGGAGAUUGAUUGCUGCACAGCGCGCCAAAGCGCAAGCUGACAAAUUUCUCAACGAACUUGACAUCGAAGGGAUUUGA
Fonsecaea multimorphosa CBS 102226 is the source of this 1005-nucleotide messenger RNA. RefSeq lists its product as uncharacterized. Gene Ontology annotation, cellular component: nucleus. Bases 1 to 1005 code for a protein of 334 amino acids. The record is from RefSeq and is a predicted model, not a curated record. NCBI's taxonomy places the organism in Eukaryota, Fungi, Ascomycota, Eurotiomycetes, Chaetothyriales, Herpotrichiellaceae. The transcript has a single exon.